Molecule: messenger RNA, 150 nt
Organism: Cokeromyces recurvatus
Lineage: Eukaryota; Fungi; Mucoromycota; Mucoromycetes; Mucorales; Mucoraceae
Exons: 1
Source: RefSeq, a predicted model, not a curated record
UUUGUUGAUGACUAUAGAAAACAACAUGGAGUCAAAAUGGAUUGGGUUGCUUGCUAUGAAGCUGGGAAAAAUGUUGGUCAUUUCAGCAAAUACUCAUCAAUGAAGAGUGUCCAAGCUGCCUACUAUCGUGCAUCUAAUAAAAAGAAAUAA